GCAUGCUGGACAAAAAGAAGGGCAAGAUUAAAUUGAAACAGCUGUCAUAUAUGCACAUAGGUGCAGAUAUUUUCAGCAUGAAUAAAUAAUUAAGUUUCCUGAAGGAUUAUCAUCUGAUCCUUUGGAAGUGUAAAACAGUAAUUAAUUAACAUAUUACCACUGAUGUAACAUUCAAAGGUAAAUUCAAAUGAAGGGGCUUGAUAUAAACGAAAUAAUGUUUAUUACUUUAUGGCUGGAUCCAUAAAACGGAGCUUAAGUAGUCAUCAUGGUAAUCAAAAGCUGAAAUUCCAGGCUGUAUCUGUUCCACUGAAGUUGUAUGGAGUAGCCAUGUCUGCUUUGUUUGAGCAAAUGCCAUUUCUUAUGAGCUUAGUCAUGGGAGCCAUCUUUGCUUUUUGUCACCUCAGUUUUAUUCUGAAAGCUAGAGUAAACCACUCUUUCAGGAGUCACAGUUUUUGGAGUUUAACUAGAGAAAACAUGACUAGCAGUCAAUAGUUUUGUUGAGCCAUAGUGUAGUGCAAGUGGAGAUCAGAAAUAUAUUUGACAGUCUGGCAUGGUUUCCUGACCACCUUAACAUUACUGUUAUACCAAAGCAUCACUUCUCAUCUUGUGUGAUAAAACCUGAACUAAUCUGGCUUAAAAAUAGGGAAAUCUUGAAAAAUUGCUGAAUUUUCUAAGUUUCUUAAGAGUGAGAUGUCACAGUAGCCUUUCUUUUGGAACUUUACUGAAAAAAAUCUAAGUGUAGUCUAGAAGGAGUAUGAAAUGACAAUACACACAUGACAAUACUAAAAGGAGCAAUUUCGUGCUUCUUUUACUAUUGUCAUGCUUGUGUAGCAACUGCUCAGAAAGAGCUUCCCUAGCUGACAAAACCAGUAGAGAUUGAUACUGCUCUGAGUCAGAGAUAAGCAACCCUUGUGCGUUAAUAUGGAAGAAGUUUAUUUGCCGUUUUAAAUGGAGUGAAAAUCUGACAUAACAUUAGAUUUCAUACCGAAAGGAUGAUACUUACUUAAAAUACUGUUAUGUUUGAAAGGAGGAAAAAAAAAACCAAAAAACCAAACACCACCUUAUAAAUGGUGGGUCUGAUAAACUCUUGCUAACACCUUCGUAAUUUCUGUUUGCGGGGAGAGGAAAUUUGGGUUAUUUGGGGGUAUUUUAUAUAUAUAGAUAUAUUUAUAUAUCUAUAUAUAUAUAUAUGUAUAUUUUUGAACAGGCUUAUUGUAACCCAGUACUGUAUUAGUGAAUAUCUUAAUGUACUUUGGCCUACAAAGCAGUAUGUAAGGGUUUAGAAGUCAAUGUUUAACUUGCCUUACCUGACCAAAAUAUGUUUAACAAAGACAUGUAAACCGACUCAGUCAAAAACUUUCUCUUUUUCAUUCAUGGAGUCUCUCAGUGGAUGCAUCUGAGCAAUUUGUUCCAUUCUGUGGUUUUGGAAUAUGAGAUUUUCUUUCUUUCAUGCUAAGGCACAGUAAUUUUUCUACUUAUUCAGAGGUUUCCAUCUGAACAGGGAAAAUUGCUGUUUAAUUACAGCUGAACUUCAUAAUACUUAAAUAUGGUUUACACAGAGUUUUUAUAUAUUAUUUCUAGAAAUAGGGUUAUUGAGUUUUAACGAAAAAACGAAAGUCUUAUUUUCUAAAAUUUUCUGAUGAUACAUACUUUAAGGAAGUGUACUUCAAGAAUCUUUCGAAACAGAAACAAAAGGAAGUCAUGGAGAAGAAUGGAAACAACCACAAACUUCGUGUUUGUGUUGCUACUUGCAACCGUGCUGAUUAUUCAAAAUUAGCUCCCAUUAUGUUUGGUAUUAAGGCAGAACCACAGUUUUUUGAGCUUGAUGUCGUAGUGCUUGGUUCCCACCUGAUUGAUGAUUAUGGUAAUACCUAUCGUAUGAUUGAACAAGAUGACUUCGACAUCCAUACAAGAUUACACACCAUUGUGAGAGGGGAGGAUGAGGCAGCUAUGGUGGAGUCAGUGGGCCUUGCAUUAGUCAAGUUACCAGAUGUCCUCAACCGCCUGAAACCUGACAUAAUGAUAGUUCACGGGGACAGAUUCGACGCUCUGGCCCUGGCCACAUCUGCAGCCCUGAUGAACAUUCGCAUCCUCCACAUUGAGGGUGGGGAAGUCAGCGGGACCAUCGAUGACUCCAUCAGACAUGCCAUAACCAAGCUGGCCCAUUACCACGUGUGCUGCACGAGGAGUGCAGAGCAGCACUUGAUAGCCAUGUGUGAAGACCACGACCGCAUCCUUUUGGCGGGCUGUCCCUCAUAUGACAAGCUUCUCUCUGCCAAAAACAAGGACUACAUGAGUAUUAUACGCGUGUGGCUAGGUGAAGAUGUCAAAACUAGAGAUUAUAUAGUUGCUCUCCAACAUCCUGUAACCACAGAUAUUAAACAUUCCAUAAAGAUGUUUGAGCUGACACUAGAUGCACUCAUCUCCUUCAACAAGAGAACACUUGUUCUGUUCCCUAAUGUGGAUGCAGGAAGCAAAGAGAUGGUUCGCGUGAUGAGGAAGAAGGGCAUCGAACAUCAUCCCAAUUUUCGGGCAGUAAAGCAUGUCCCAUUUGACCAGUUCAUUCAGCUGGUUGCUCAUGCUGGUUGUAUGAUCGGUAACAGCAGCUGUGGUGUCAGAGAGGUGGGAGCAUUUGGUACACCUGUCAUUAACCUGGGGACACGUCAGACGGGAAGAGAAACAGGUGAAAAUGUUCUUCACGUUCGUGAUGCUGAUACACAGGAUAAGAUUCUGCAUGCUCUACAGCUUCAGUUUGGUAAGCAAUAUCCAUGCUCAAAAAUAUAUGGAGAUGGUAAUGCUGUUCCAAGGAUCUUGAAGUUCCUUAAAUCUAUUGACCUCAAAGAACCGUUGCAAAAGAAAUUCUGUUUUCCUCCUGUCAAAGAUAAUAUCUCUCAGGAUAUUGACCAUAUUCUAGAGACACAGAGUGCUCUGGCUGUGGAUCUAGGUGGAACAAAUCUCCGAGUAGCAAUUGUCAGUAUGAAGGGUGAAAUAGUUAAGAAGUAUACCCAGCUGAACCCUAAAACCUAUGAAGACAGACUGGAAUUAAUUCUGAAGAUGUGUGUAGAGGCUGCAUCAGAGGCAGUAAAUGUAAACUGCAGGAUUUUGGGAGUAGGUAUUUCCACAGGUGGACGUGUAAACCCCCGAGAAGGAAUUGUGCUUCACUCUACAAAACUCAUUCAGGAGUGGAGCUCUGUGGAUCUCAGAACUCCAAUAUCUGAUGCUCUUCACCUGCCAGUCUGGGUGGACAAUGAUGGAAACUGUGCUGCUCUAGCAGAGAGGAAAUUUGGUCAUGGAAAAGGAGUAGAAAAUUUUGUAACACUCAUUACUGGUACAGGAAUCGGAGGUGGAAUCAUUCAUCAGCAUGAACUGAUCCAUGGCAGUUCUUUCUGUGCUGCUGAGCUUGGGCAUAUUGUCGUAUCCUUAGAUGGACCAGAGUGCCUGUGUGGUAGCCAAGGAUGUAUAGAAGCAUAUGCCUCAGGAAUAGCAUUACAGAGAGAAGCCAAGAAACUCCAUGAUGAUGAUCUGCUUUUAGUAGAAGGAAUGUCAAUGAAGAAGGAGGAGAUUGUUAGUGCUGCACAUCUUAUUCAAGCAGCUAAGCUUGGGAAUACAAAAGCAGAGAGCAUUCUCAGAACAGCUGGGACUGCAUUAGGCCUUGGAGUUGUGAACGUUCUACACACCGUGAACCCCUCUCUUGUGAUCCUUUCUGGAGUUCUGGCUAACCACUAUGUUAAUGCUGUCAAAGACGUGAUAAAUCGACAGGCUUUGUCCUCUGUUAAAACUGUAGAUGUGGUGGUCUCAAAUCUAGCAGAUCCUGCUCUUCUUGGAGCUGCUAGCCUGGUACUGGAUUAUACUACACGUAGAAUAUACUAG
Lepidothrix coronata (blue-crowned manakin) is the source of this 3870-nucleotide messenger RNA. It is a transcript of the gene GNE, whose product is annotated as glucosamine (UDP-N-acetyl)-2-epimerase/N-acetylmannosamine kinase. Bases 1702 to 3870 code for a protein of 722 amino acids. The transcript has 12 exons. Gene Ontology annotation, biological process: UDP-N-acetylglucosamine metabolic process. The record is from RefSeq and is a predicted model, not a curated record. Lineage: Eukaryota; Metazoa; Chordata; Aves; Passeriformes; Pipridae. Gene Ontology annotation, molecular function: N-acylmannosamine kinase activity; hydrolase activity, hydrolyzing O-glycosyl compounds; UDP-N-acetylglucosamine 2-epimerase activity.